GUUGGGCGUCAGUACACCCAAGACACGACGUUUCGUCAUGUCCUGGUAAGGCUCAAGGAAGCCUUCAAGGACCUCAAGGCUAGCAGCAUCAAGGGUUGCAUACACAAGGCCGACCGGCAGCUGUACAAACUCGAGGAGUACAUCAAGCAGAAGCAAGACGAGGACGCAAGUGGCAACGUGAGCGACAGCGAGAGCGAGAGUGACAACAAUUCCGACAGUGAUAGUAGUAGUAAUGAAUCGAGUAACUCUGAAUCAGAGACAUAA
Molecule: messenger RNA, 264 nt
Organism: Aphanomyces astaci
Lineage: Eukaryota; Oomycota; Saprolegniomycetes; Saprolegniales; Verrucalvaceae
Exons: 1
Source: RefSeq, a predicted model, not a curated record